AUGGUCCUCGCCCUCAACGGCAGUCACCUCUACGGUAACCUCCGGCCCUCGGUCCUGGAGGACCCGCGGGCGCUGAGCGGCGGCAGGAUGAUCGCCGACUCCUGGCCGCCGCGCAGCCUGGCGAAGCUCGGCCCGUCUCCUCCCGCGUCGGCCCUGCCCACGGCGAGCCCCCUCCCAGCCAACGACUCCCAGUGCGGGGAGCAGAUCCUCAGCUACGGCAACGUGGAGAAAGUUAUUAUCGGGGCCAUCCUCUCCCUCAUCACCCUGCUGACCAUCGCCGGCAACUGCCUGGUGGUCAUCUCCGUCUGUUUCGUGAAGAAGCUCCGGCAGCCCUCCAACUAUCUCAUCGUCUCGCUGGCCCUGGCCGACCUCUCAGUGGCCCUAGCCGUCAUGCCCUUCGUCAGCGUGACCGACCUCAUCGGCGGCGAGUGGAUCUUCGGACGCCUCUUUUGCAACGUCUUCAUUGCCAUGGAUGUCAUGUGCUGCACGGCCUCCAUCAUGACCCUCUGCGUGAUCAGUAUCGACAGGUACCUGGGAAUAACAAGACCUCUCACCUACCCUGUAAGGCAGAAUGGGAAGUGUAUGGCCAAAAUGAUCCUGUGUGUAUGGCUCUUAUCUGCCUCUAUCACUAUACCCCCACUCUUUGGAUGGGCCCAAAAUGUAAAUGAUGAAAAAGUUUGUUUGAUUAGUCAAGACUUUGGCUACACCAUCUACUCCACAGCAGUUGCAUUUUAUAUUCCGAUGUCAGUGAUGCUUUUCAUGUACUAUCAGAUUUACAAAGCUGCCAAGAGGAGUGCUGCUAAACACAAGUUUGCUGGUUUCCCCCGUCCAGAAGAAGUGGAAGGGGUUUCUAUGAAUGGAGUAGUAAAACUGUACAAGGAAUCUGAAGAAUGUACUAACUUUUCACGGCUCCUAAAGAAUGACAAGAAAAACAUUUCCAUCUUUAAAAGAGAACAGAAAGCUGCCACCACGCUUGGGAUUAUUGUUGGGGCUUUUACUAUCUGCUGGCUGCCCUUCUUCCUCCUCUCCACUGCCAGACCCUUCAUCUGUGGUACAGCAUGCAGCUGUAUCCCACUGUGGGUUGAGAGAAUAUUUCUAUGGUUGGGUUAUGCAAACUCUCUCAUUAACCCUUUUAUAUAUGCCUUCUUCAAUCGGGACCUGAGGACAACUUACCGCAACCUCCUGCAGUGCCGAUAUAGGAACAUCAACCGGAAGCUGUCAGCUGCAGGGAUGCAUGAAGCUCUGAAGCUUGCAGAAAAGCCAGAAUUUGUUCUGUAA
This is a messenger RNA of Indicator indicator, 1278 nucleotides long. It is a transcript of the gene HTR7, whose product is annotated as 5-hydroxytryptamine receptor 7. The record is from RefSeq and is a predicted model, not a curated record. Bases 1 to 1278 code for a protein of 425 amino acids. Gene Ontology annotation, molecular function: G protein-coupled serotonin receptor activity; neurotransmitter receptor activity. Lineage: Eukaryota; Metazoa; Chordata; Aves; Piciformes; Indicatoridae. The transcript has 2 exons. Gene Ontology annotation, biological process: chemical synaptic transmission; G protein-coupled receptor signaling pathway, coupled to cyclic nucleotide second messenger; circadian rhythm. Gene Ontology annotation, cellular component: plasma membrane; dendrite.